AUGGCGGCGGCGGCGGCGCCGCUGCCCCCGGCGGCGCGGGCGCCCCCUGGCGGUGUGGCGGGGCGGGCGGCGGCGGCUCCGGGGGCGGCGGCGGAGCCGGGGGAGGCGGCCCGGGCCGAGGGCGCCGAGGGGCUGUUCGUGGUGCUGGGAGCCGGGCUGGCCGCCGCCAGCCACCCGCUGCUUUACGUCAAGCUGCUCGUCCAGGUCGGGCACGAGCCGCUACCUCCAACCGUUGGAAGAAAUGUGCUGGGAAGGAAAGUCCUGUACCUGCCCGGCUUCUUCACCUACGCCAGACACAUUGUGGAAGUGGAUGGGAAAAGAGGCCUCUUCCGCGGUCUUACUCCUCGCCUCAUCUCAAGCACUUUAUCAACCAUCACCAGGGGGAGCGUGAAGAAGGCCUUUCCACUGGAAGACAUGGAGCACGUUUCUAACAAGGAUGAUGUGAAGACCUCCCUUAGAAAAGUGGUGAAAGAGACAUCUCAUGAGAUGAUGAUGCAGUGUGUGUCCCGGGUUGUCUCACAUCCACUGCAUGUGAUCUCUAUGCGCUGUAUGGUCCAGUUUGUAGGCCGGGAAGUCAAAUACAGCGGUGUGUUCAGCGCCAUUGGCAGGAUAUUUAAAGAAGAAGGGAUCCUGGGAUUCUUUGUCGGUUUAGUCCCUCGCAUCCUGGGGGAUGUUAUCUUCCUCUGGUGCUGCAACCUCUUGGCUCACUUCAUCAACACCUACGCGGUGGACGAUAAUUUCAGCCAGGCAUCGGUGAUCCGGAGCUACACAAAAUUCGUGAUGGGGAUCGCUGUGAGCAUGCUGACGUACCCGUUCCUUCUCGUGGGAGAUCUCAUGGCAGUGAACAACUGUGGGUUGCGUGCCGGCCUCCCUCCCUACGCUCCUGCGUUUACAUCCUGGAUCCAUUGCUGGAGGUAUCUCAGUGCUCAGGGGCAGCUGUUCCGCGGCUCCAGCCUGCUCUUCCGCAGAGCGCCCAUGCCAGCUGCCUGCUUCCCCAUCGACUGACUCCUCGGCAGGGAGCGGUGAUGAACUCGGACUCCUCAAGAAACCCUAAGCUUGUUUCGAUACGUGUAUAUUUUUUCUUUUCGAUUCGAAGUCCAUGGUGCCAGAACAAGACACCUCUCCAGCAAGGCCAGCAACAAGUUGGCUUCUGAAGAUCUGGCUUCAGGCUCCAGCUGGACCAAAGCUCCAUCCUCAUGGCUGUCUCAACCGGGACGUGUAGCAGAGAGCGCAGAAGGGUAUUGUCUUGUCUCUUUGGUCCACGCUGUAGCUCUGGAGUCACUGGGGAAGUCUGGGAAACCAGAAAAUGUCCAGGUACUAAACGAGCCAGCCCAGAGAUGCAGGGACAAAAGACUGCUUUGUUCUGCCUGAGCUGAGAAGCAACAAGAGAUCCAAGGUCGCCUUGCUGGGAAGGCUAUGCUGGCUGACCAGCCUCCUGCUUCAUCUCUUCUGGAGAGGGCAAACGUUUGCAUGGCAGGUGGCUCAUCCUGGGUGAGAUCAGUCCUGCGACCCAUAUUUAAGGUUUUGAGAGUACCUGAACACUAGGGAGCACACCACUUCCCAUGGGCAUGAAAGGGAAAUUAUAGUAUCAAAACAGAAAAGGGAAACACGAGUCCCACUACAGAGAACAGCACAGUCCCAAAGAGACAGGUACGGCUCGGCUCCAGGGCAGUGCUAGGACUUGGACAUGGAGAGAGCACUUGGGGAGGUAUGUGAGCUGCAGAUGGUAACGGCUUUGGGAAGGCUUUUUGCAGCGGGACAGGCUGUAUUUAGGAUACACCCAACAGAGCUGCUGGGUGUAACCUGGGCAGGCAGCCUGUACACAUUUCUCAGGGGAGAUGGGUCCUGGGUUGAACUGGGACAACUGCAUCGCACAAGCAUCUCCCAGCCAGCAGGACCACAAGCCCUGCCAGGCUCCUGCCAAACCUGAGCAUCGCCACUUCACUGCUGGAUGCGGAGCCAGGCUUGCAGCGCUGCGCUGCUGCGUGGCAGCAUCCUGCUAAUAGCUACACACAGGAGGGUUCACCUUGUAGGAGGGGCACUCAGUCCGUUGCUGUCUGGAAUAAAGGAAUAAACCUUGAGCUAGCCAAAGGCUCACGAGGCAUUAGGGUCAAGAGCUCCUUGUGCACACGGGAGCACAACUGGCCCUUGUGUAGCAGGGCUUACCGGUGGCAGCAGGGCAGGAUUUAUCCUCGGCUCCCAAGAUGAGGUUUUUUUUGCACCAGUCUGUGCUGUUGUGGCAGCCAGGCAGAUUUCCCCCAUUUUGGUUCCCCCACGAAGCAGUCAUUUGCACAGAGGUGUUGCUGCACUCCCUGGGAAGGGGUUUUGGGGUCCUUGAGCAGGUUCCCAUGUGCUGCUGCAGGAGCAGCUGGGGUCGCAUCUCAUCCUGGUCGACUGGGGACCCCGACCUGCCAUUGCACAGGGGUUUUCCUCCCAUCAGACGGGUUUGAUCCACACCUCCCAGCCAGGGCUUGUGGGACAGUGCUGGUACUCACUGGGACCGGCGGUUCCCACCCAGCUCCGUUCGGUGUUGUGAAGUCUGUCCUGUCUGUCCUCCCUUCCUCCCAUACAGUUAAUGUUACAUUAGCAGAAGUUAAAUAAUGCAUGGCCCUGUUCCCUAACACCAGAGAUUACUUCAAAGAGGAUUUAACUAUGCUCCAAAAUACAGCUAUAAAACAAC
This is a messenger RNA of Harpia harpyja (harpy eagle), 2680 nucleotides long. It is a transcript of the gene MTCH1, whose product is annotated as mitochondrial carrier 1. Lineage: Eukaryota; Metazoa; Chordata; Aves; Accipitriformes; Accipitridae. Bases 1 to 1005 code for a protein of 334 amino acids. Gene Ontology annotation, cellular component: mitochondrion; membrane. The transcript is spliced from 12 exons. The record is from RefSeq and is a predicted model, not a curated record. Gene Ontology annotation, biological process: positive regulation of apoptotic process.